Messenger RNA from Pteronotus mesoamericanus, 2067 nucleotides. RefSeq names its product Src homology 2 domain containing F (gene SHF). Gene Ontology annotation, molecular function: phosphotyrosine residue binding. The record is from RefSeq and is a predicted model, not a curated record. The transcript is spliced from 7 exons. Lineage: Eukaryota; Metazoa; Chordata; Mammalia; Chiroptera; Mormoopidae. The coding region runs from base 1 to 1467 and encodes 488 amino acids.
AUGCUACUGAGCGGAGCCCCUCCGGCGGGCUCCGGCCCGGGGCCGCGGGCACAGGGAAGCGCGGGGAGCGGCCCAGGGGGGUCGCGCCGGGGCGCUGGGGGUACCGGAGCCGGCCCAGGAGGGAGCGGCAGUGGCGGAGUAGCCAAGUGGCUCCGGGAGCACCUGGGCUUCCGUGGGGGGGGCGGGGGCGGAGGUGGGGGCAAGCCGGCGCCCCCGGAGCCGGACUAUCGUCCCCCCGUACCCUCCCCGGCCGCACCCCCCGCGCCACCCCCGGACAUCCUGGCUGCCUACCGUCUGCAGAAGGAGCGUGACUUCGAAGACCCCUACUCCGGGGGUCCGUCCGGCUCCGUUGCCCUAGCCACCCCCGUGGUCCCCGGCCCCACGCCGCCUCCGCGCCACGGCUCGCCCCCCCACCGCCUUAUCCGGGUCGAGACCCCUGGUCCCCCAGCGCCCCCGCCCGAGGAACGGAUCUCUGGACCCCCAGGCAGCAGCGACAGGUUGGCAAUCCUAGAAGACUACGCAGACCCAUUUGAUGUCCAGGAGACUGGUGAUGGCCCAGUAGGAGCUUCAGGAGCCCCAGAGAAGGUCCCAGAAAAUGAUGGCUAUAUGGAGCCCUAUGAGGCCCAAAAGAUGAUGGCCGAGAUCCGGGGCUCCAAGGAGACCGCAGCUCAUCCCCUGCCUCUGUAUGACACACCCUAUGAGCCAGAGGAGGAGGGCGCCACCCCGGAGGGUGAGGGGGCCCCCUGGCCCCGGGAGUCUCGCCUGCCCGAGGAUGACGAGAGGCCCCCCGAGGAGUAUGACCAACCCUGGGAGUGGAAGAAGGAGCGGAUUUCCAAAGCCUUUGCUGUUGACAUUAAGGUCAUCAAAGACCUACCUUGGCCUCCACCGGUGGGACAGCUAGACAGCAGCCCCUCCCUGCCUGACGGGGACAGGGACAUCUCCGGUCCAGCCUCACCCCUUCCCGAGCCCAGCCUGGAGGACGGCAGCGCCCAGUUUGAAGGAUCUGAGAAGAGCUGCCUGUCACCGGGCCGGGAGGAGAAGGGGCGUCUACCUCCCCGACUCUCUGCAGGGAACCCCAAGUCACCCAAGCCCCUAAGCAUGGAGCCCAGCAGCCCCCUGGGGGAGUGGACAGACCCAGCACUGCCUCUGGAAAACCAGGUCUGGUACCAUGGGGCCAUCAGUCGAACAGAUGCCGAGAACCUGCUCCGGCUGUGCAAAGAGGCCAGCUACCUGGUGCGCAACAGUGAGACCAGCAAGAAUGACUUCUCCUUGUCCCUCAAGAGCAGUCAAGGCUUCAUGCAUAUGAAGCUGUCUCGGACCAAGGAAGACAAGUAUGUGCUGGGCCAAAACAGCCCGCCAUUCAGCAGCGUCCCUGAAAUCGUGCACCACUACGCCAGCCGCAAGCUGCCCAUUAAGGGGGCUGAGCACAUGUCCCUGCUCUACCCUGUGGCCAUCCGGACUCUGUAGAUGUGAGGCCUGGGCUCUGUGACAGGUCUGGAUCCAGUCCUGUGCCUGUCCCCUGGCUACAGGCUGUGGUCCUUCCUGGGGACAUGAUCUCCCAAGCCUUUCUUCCCCUCUCCCUGGGAUCUAGUGGAAGCUGGAGAUUCCUUAAUUUAUUCUAAAGGGGAAAGGGCUACUGAGGCCUUGGAGUAAGAGGUGGCCCAGAGCUGAGAGAGGAAUCCCUGGAGAGAAAGGAUAGCCCCUGGAGGAAGAGGGCUUCAGAACCGCGGGUCUCCUGUAGAGUUUAAGAUCGGCAGCUCCAGAGCCUUUCCGCCUCUGAGGCAGAGGUGGUGACCCCCUUGCCCACCACCCUCUACUCCCCGGGUCAGUGCGGCGUUGAACAGGACGCGGGCCUGAGGGGCUCCCUGGCCGUAUUCUUCGCCUCCAUCCCCAAUCCACCAGCGGGGCUCAGUCCAGAGUCUGGUGUAGAGCUUGGGGAUGGCAGACGCCUGGGAUGGAGAUGGCGUUGGGGCAGGGAGAGGUGGGGAAGGGCUCGGGCCUGAGGGAACUUGUGCGGUCCCCGGGCUGCCCCGGCACCCGGCCAGAGGCAAUAAAUAAAUCCAGUGC